Messenger RNA from Coregonus sp. 'balchen', 396 nucleotides. NCBI's taxonomy places the organism in Eukaryota, Metazoa, Chordata, Actinopteri, Salmoniformes, Salmonidae. The record is from the annotation of a GenBank genome assembly.
AUGAGUGGAGCUGGGAAAAAGGCUGUCGGAGUACCGUCUGGUGGUGUCGGGGAAUGGAUCAGUACCGCAUAUCGGUUCGCUACAGAUAGGAAUGAUUUUAGAAGGUAGUUAUGAUUAAACAUAAAUAUUUCGUAAUGUAACAUUCGCAUAGUAGCUAGCCCCACACACACACAAGUGUCAGAGUCAACGUGUAACUAACUCAGUGAAUUAAUUAAUUAUUGUCUCCAGUGAUUUAUUCAUAAAGAUCCUUUUGUUGUAUAUAAUUAUAUGAAUUCAUUGUUUAAUGUGUCUUUAUGUAGGAACCUACUGGUCAACCUGGGCCUUUUUGCAGCUGGAGUUUGGGUUGCCAGGAAUCUCUCAGAUUUUGACCUGAUGUCCCCUCAACCAAUCACGUAG